This is a messenger RNA of Trypanosoma cruzi, 2340 nucleotides long. Its product is annotated as trans-sialidase, putative. Gene Ontology annotation, molecular function: exo-alpha-sialidase activity. The record is from RefSeq and is a predicted model, not a curated record. NCBI's taxonomy places the organism in Eukaryota, Euglenozoa, Kinetoplastea, Trypanosomatida, Trypanosomatidae. Gene Ontology annotation, cellular component: cytoplasm; intracellular membrane-bounded organelle; membrane. Gene Ontology annotation, biological process: oligosaccharide catabolic process; ganglioside catabolic process. The coding region runs from base 1 to 2340 and encodes 779 amino acids. The transcript has a single exon.
AUGCUCUCACGUGUUGCUGCAGUGAAGGCACCCCGCACACACAACCGUCGCCGCGUGACCGGAUCCAGCGGAAGGAGGAGGGAAGGAAGAGAGAGUGAGCGGCAGAGAUCCAACAUGUCCCGGCGUGUGUUUACUUAUGCGGUACUGUUCCUCCUCGUCGUGAUGAUGUUCUGCGGCACUGGUGGAGCUACAGCCACUGAGGGCACGUCGUCAGCUUCAGGAUCUUCACCGGAUAAAAGUCUUGUUUGGAGAGAUAAGAACGGAGGAGAAACAGUGAGUUCGUUACGUGUUCCAGUUCUUGUUGAGAUGGAUGGUGGCGUGUUUGCCGUUGCCGAGGCGCAGUGCACGGAAGCCGGCAAGAACGGCUUUACUGGGAUUGCCUCGGAGCUCCUGGAGUGGACCGAUAAAGAAUCAAACGAAUUGGAUACAACUAAACUGAAGACACAAGUACUGGAGGAAUGUCAGUUUGAACAAGGGAAGUGUCCUUCCCCAAAAGGAGCUCCGGAUGCUUCCCAAAGCCGGACAAAAGUACAUGUGAGCCGACCAACAACAGUCGUGCAGGGAAGUGAUAUUUACAUGUUUGCUGGAACCUACAGUUUUGAAGUUAAGGCAGCUGCUGGUAACACAGCAGCAGCAGCUAAAUGGGAGCUUUUGGUGGCUGUGGGAAACGUCAGUAAUGAUGGGAGCAGCGGUAAAAAAAUUUAUUGGAAAGACGCUUCCGUUAUCCCGUGGACUGAUUUUGAAACACAACACGAAUCAUUGACACGGCUGAUUGGCGGCGGUGGAUCGGGUGUUCAGAUGAAGGACGGUACGCUUGUGUUUCCCGUGGAAGGCACGAAGAGGGAUGGAAACGCCGUUUCGCUGAUAUACUCCUCAGCCACUGAGAGUGGGAAGCUGUCGAAGUGGAUGUCUGAUGGUGGCUGCGGCGAUCCCUCCGUCGUGGAGUGGAAGGAGGGAAAACUCAUCAUGAUGACUGCGUGUGAUGAUGGCCGCCGCAGGGUGUACGAGUCCGGAGACAAGGGGGAUUCGUGGACGGAGGCACUCGGGACACUCUCGCGCGUGUGGGGAAGCAAAAAGGUCGGAAGUGAGAAGGCCGUUAGGAGCGGGUUCACUACAGCGAAGAUUGAGGACAGGGAUGUGAUGCUCGUUACUCUGCCGGUGUAUGCCAAUAAGGCUGAUAAAGAAGUAAAUGUAAAGGGCAGACUCCAUCUUUGGCUGACGGACAAUACGCACAUUGUUGAUAUUGGGCCGGUAUCCGUGGAAGGAGACGAUGAGGUUGCAGCCAGCUCCCUGCUGUACAAAAGUGGAGGUAAUAAUGAGUUGAUUGCACUGUACGAGAAGAAGAAGGGCGAAGGGGAGAAACCAUCACUCGGUAUGGUCUCUGUGCGUCUGACUGCGCAGCUGAAGCGGGUGAAGGAUGUGCUGGCGACGUGGAAAAAAGUGGACGACAUUGUCUCCAAGCUGUGCCCCUCUAAAAAUCCUGCGAAGGAUCCCUCAGCUGACAAUGCCUGCAGCGCUGUUAAGAUCACGACUGGGCUGGUUGGCUUUUUGUCCAAAAACUUCUCUGAUAACACAUGGAGGGACGAGUACCUUGGGGUGGAUGCCACAGUAAAGAAAGGAACGAAUGGAGUGGCAAAAGGGUAUGCGGAUGGUGUGACGUUCCGGGGAGCGUGGGUGGAGUGGCCCGUUGGCGCGCAGGGGGAGAAUCAGCUGUACCACUUUGCGAACUACAACUUCACUCUUGUGGCGACGGUGUCCGUCCACGGUGAGCCGGAGGGAGAUACUCCCAUUCCUUUGAUGGGUGCGAAGACGAAUGACAAUAAGAAUCCUGUGCUCCUGGGACUGUCGUAUGACAAAGAGGGGAAGUGGCAGGUGCUGUGCAGUGACGGAACGACCAAGGAACUCCGCAGUAAUUGGGAGCCAGAGACAACACACCAAGUGGCCAUUGUGCUACGGAACGGCAAACAGGGCUCCGCGUACGUCGAUGGUAAGCGUGUGGGAGAUGCGUCAUGUGAAUUGAAAAGCACGGAUUCGAAAGGAAUCUCCCACUUCUACAUUGGAGGGGAUGGAGGCAGCGCAGGGAGCAAAGAAGGCGUGCCUGUGACCGUGACGAAUGUCCUGCUGUACAACCGCCCGUUGGAUGACAAUGAGAUCAACGUCCUCAACGCAAACAAAAUUUCUAUUCCAAAGCUGACAGGUCUGAAAACAUUGGCGGCAGGAGCAACGGGUGUCGGUACCGCUCGCCACUUUGGGGCAAAUGGUGAUGGCAGCACUGUUUGCGGAGGCGGACUGCUGCCGCUGCUCCUUCUGCUUGGAUUGUGGGGGAUUGCCGCUUCUUGA